Callithrix jacchus (white-tufted-ear marmoset) is the source of this 3025-nucleotide messenger RNA. RefSeq names its product ring finger protein, transmembrane 1 (gene RNFT1). Lineage: Eukaryota; Metazoa; Chordata; Mammalia; Primates; Cebidae. The record is from RefSeq and is a predicted model, not a curated record. Gene Ontology annotation, biological process: positive regulation of ERAD pathway. Gene Ontology annotation, cellular component: endoplasmic reticulum. Gene Ontology annotation, molecular function: ubiquitin protein ligase activity.
UGCUGUGAUUACAAGCGUGAGCCACCGCACCCGGCUUUUUUUUUUUUUUUUUUUUUUUUUUGAGACACAGUCUCGCUCUAUCGCUGGGGCUGGAGUGCAGUGGUGCGAUCUCGGCUCACUGCAACCUCAGCCUCCCAGGUUCAAGCGAUGCUCUUGCCUCAGCCUCCCAAGUGGCUGGGAUUACAGGCACGCGCCACCACGCCCGGCUAAUUUUUGUAUUUUUAGUAUUGAUGGGCUUUCACCAUGUUGACCAGGCUGGUCUCUAACUCCUGGGCUCAAGUGAUCCUCCUGCCUCGGCCUCCCAAAGUGCUGGAAUUACAGGAGUGAUUACCGCGCCCGACCUAAGCUUCGUUUUCUUACUGACCUUUCCAUUUAGAACACUUUUAGAUAAACAGAAUUCUUUUGAGGGCAGUAGAAUCCUCUAUACCCCACACAAGGCAGGUUUUUCAACUCGAACUUCUACUUCCACCCCACGCAGGCUCUCCACACUUCUCGCCUCUGACCUAGGGUUCUGGCAGGGCCUGAUCCUCACAGCCCAAUUUCAGGACUGUGAGGAAAGCUCAGCUUAGACCAAACGUCAUCGCUCAGACACAACUGGGUCAAGCGUCAAACUCGCGGAAACCCGAGUCCGGAAAUCCUAACGCUCUGGCUCCACCUAGCCCCGCUCCCCGAGAGACCUGCAGAGCCCUGGCCGACUUUGCGGUUCCAGCUCCGGCCUCAGGAGGCGAGAAGCGAGGAUCUCGCCCAAGCCCCUCCUCCAGGGGCAGGUUCUCGAAGCCUGAACAUUUUUAACCUCAAAACGCCCAGGAUCUCGGAGGCGUGUGCUGUAUGCCACAUAAAUGCACAACACGUAACAACGACUCAUUGUUCAGCGCCACGCCUGCAGACCCUUCUCAGGCGCAGCCGCCCGGGCUCGCGGCCCACACACCGCAGCCGCCGCAAGCCCUUCUCGGCGCGGCGCGGGGGCUGGGCUGGGAGGCAGAGCGGGGGCAGGGCGCGCGCUCGUGAGAACGUCCGGGGAGCGCGCGCGCCGACGCCGAAGCCGCCGGGCCGAGCAGAGUCGGAGUUGUUGCCUGUGGGGUUUGCGGUUGAUGGCUCCCGCUGACGGGCUGGCGGCGGCGUCUGCCGCUGUUCCUGCUGUUGCUGCCGAGACCUCCGUUCGCUUCUGGUCAUGAGAGGAGACAGUCCUGAAGCAAAGAUAUUUGGGUCAGAGAAAAAGUAGUUAAGGGCCAUGCAAGCCAAUCGUAGCCAACUACACAGUCCUCCAGGAACUGGAAGCAGUGAGGAUGCCUCAACCCCUCCGUGUGUCCACACAAGAUUGACAGGAGAAGGCUCUUGUCUUCAUUCUGGAGAUGUUCAUAUCCAGAUAAACUCUAUACCUAAAGAAAGUACAGAAAAUCCAAGCUCCAGAAAUACAAGAUCAGGCGUCCACAGCUGCGCCCAUGGAUGUGCACACAGUCGCUUACGGAGUCAUUCCCACAGUGAAGCAAGGCUGCCUGAUGUUACUGCCACAGAGUCUGGAGAUCAUGGUAGUAGCUCCUUCUCAGAACUCCGCUAUCUCUUCAAGUGGUUGCAAAAAAGUCUUCCAUAUAUUUUGAUUCUGAGUGUCAAACUUGUUAUGCAGCAUAUAACAGGAAUUUCUCUUGGAAUUGGGCUGCUAACAACUUUUAUGUAUGCAAACAAAAGCAUUGUAAAUCAGGUUUUUCUAAGAGAAAAAUCCUCAAAGAUUCAGUGUGCUUGGUUACUGGUAUUCUUAGCAGGAUCUUCUGUUCUUUUAUAUUACACGUUUCAUUCUCAAUCACUUUAUUACAGUUUAAUUUUUUUAAAUCCUACUUUGGACCAUUUGAGCUUCUGGGAAGUACUUUGGAUUGUUGGAAUUACAGACUUCAUUCUGAAAUUCUUUUUUAUGGGCUUAAAAUGCCUUAUUUUAUUGGUGCCUUCUUUCAUCAUGCCUUUUAAAUCUAAGGGUUACUGGUAUAUGCUUUUAGAAGAAUUAUGUCAAUACUACCGAACUUUUGUUCCCAUGCCAGUUUGGUUUCGCUACCUUAUAAGCUAUGGGGAGUUUGAUAAUGUAACUAGAUGGAGUCUUGGGAUAUUGCUGGCUUUACUCUACCUCAUACUAAAACUUUUGGAAUUUUUUGGGCAUCUGAGAACUUUCAGACAGGUUUUACGAAUUUUUUUUACACGACCAAGUUACGGAGUGACUGCCAGCAAGAGACAGUGUUCAGAUGUGGAUGAUAUUUGUUCAAUAUGUCAAGCUGAAUUUCAGAAGCCAAUUCUUCUCAUCUGUCAGCAUAUAUUUUGUGAAGAGUGCAUUACCUUAUGGUUUAACAGAGAGAAAACAUGUCCACUGUGCAGAACUGUGAUUUCAGAUCAUAUAAACAAAUGGAAAGAUGGAGCCACUUCAUCACACCUUCAAAUAUAUUAAGUUGUAUAAACUAUUAAGGCCACAAAAUACUAAUUAAUGUCAUUUGGUCAUAAUGACUAUUGAUUAAGGCAUCAAAAUGGAUUUUCAGGGCUACAAGAAAAAUGUUUCUAGAUGGUUUUAGAAUGUAAGACUUACGGUCCAUUUCAUCAAAAGAUUAAAUGAAAGAACCCUAUGUUUUAAAAUAUGUAUAAUGUUCAACCUACUGUGUAUGCAACAUUUAUUUUAAUUAUUUGACAGGUAACUGCAGUGUUAAAUUGUAAAUGUGUUUUCUUAAUGUUAACAAAACCACAAUUUGUAGAAUUGGUGGUUUUAGAGAACUCAGGUAUUCCUUCCUGACAUUGUUUUCAGAAUAAAGAAUAUUUUUCAUAAUAUUUUAAGAUACAUAUCAGAAAUAAUUUUGUUCAGCAUUGACUUUUAUAAUUCCCAUCCUAAAAAUUCUUAAUAUUUUCAUAAAAUUUGUAUUUUUAAAUGAAAGUUCUAAAUGUUGUAUUUUAUCAUUAACAGAUUUUUCUAAGUUUACUGAAGAUGAUACAUUUUAAUAUUGUAUUAUUCUCUGUAGUAUGACCAGAAUCAGUGAAAAUAAAUUAUUUAAAUUCA